AUGGAAGAAAUAGAUGCAAAAAUCAUUCAAUCAGUAUGGAGAUCAUCAGAUAUUGAUUGGUCCUUCUCGCCGUCAAUUGGAUCCUCAGGAGGACUCCUAUCCAUAUGGGACACAACACAAUUCGAAGUUACUGAUCGCCUAGUGAAUCGUUACUGGAUCUCUCUAAAGGGCACCUUCCUAUCAAUCAACUUCGAAUGUGUUCUAAUCAAUAUAUACAAUCCAUGUACUCCAAGUGCAAGAGAAGGCGUAUGGGCUGAAAUCUUUGAUCAUUGGAAGGCAAAUCCAAAGCCAUUUCUUAUAGCAGGGGAUUUCAAUGACAUUCUCAGUUCAACUGAAAGAGGUAGUUCUCAAGUCUCUCAAUGUAGUAUUGAUAACUUUCAAAAAUUUGUGCAGGAUCUUCAGUUAAUGGAAAUUGCUUCUUCAACGAGAGGCUUCACAUGGUUCCGUCGGAACUCAAAAAGCUUGCUAGAUAGACUGUUUGUAAAUCCCGAAUGGCUAACAACAUUCCCCUCCUUGAAUGUAUCCUUAUUACAACGAGGGCUCUCAGACCACUGCCCAUUACUCAUCCUGUCGAAGGAUAAAAAUUGGGGCCCGAAACCUUUUAGGUUUCAAAAUUGCUGGUUAACAGAUCCAAGGUGCUUGAAAAUCAUAAAAGAAGCGUGGUCCAACUCAGCCUCUCUUCCCAUUUGUGACAAACUAAAAGCAACCAAAAGCAACCUUAAAAAGUGGAAUCACGAAGAAUUUGGAAACAUUGAUUUCAUGAUCGCAAAACUGGAGGCCUCUAUCCAAAAUUUUGAUACGAUAGCAAAUGAAAGGGACCUUGAUGAAGAUGAAUUGAAUAGGAGGCAAGCUGAGCAAUCAGAGCUAUGGACAUGGAUGAAAAGGCGGGAGGUUUACUGGGCUCAAAAUUCCAGAAUCAGAUGGCUUAAGGAUGGUGAUAGAAACACCAAAUUCUUCCACACCAUAGCCACGCACAAAAGAAGAAAAAACACAAUUGCGUCAAUAGAAGUGGAGGGCAGACUCAUUGAAGAACCGGAGAAAAUUAACAGGAAGCAAGAGCUUUCUUUAAAAAGAUAUUCACAGAAGAAAGUGUGA
Beta vulgaris subsp. vulgaris (sugar beet) is the source of this 1095-nucleotide messenger RNA. RefSeq lists its product as uncharacterized. Lineage: Eukaryota; Viridiplantae; Streptophyta; Magnoliopsida; Caryophyllales; Amaranthaceae. Gene Ontology annotation, molecular function: catalytic activity. The record is from RefSeq and is a predicted model, not a curated record. The transcript has a single exon. The coding region runs from base 1 to 1095 and encodes 364 amino acids.